GUUACUUUAACCUGAAGAAGAAUCAAACCACGAAUAACCAGCGUCUGCUACACACACACACACACACACACACACACGCGCGCGCGCGCGCACACACACACCUAACCUGCUGAAGGAGACCAGCAUGCGGGACACUACAGCUCUCUGACAGCUCAGCUAAGUUAGCCACAAGCUAGCGGAGCAGCGCAGCGUUGGUCGUGCUGAAUAUGGUUUAGUAGAGACUCUUGGUCCUGACUCACAGCUGCUCUCAUCCUUCACACAGCAUGUGGCUCCAGCAGAGGUUGAAGGGUCUGCCGGGUCUCUUAUCUAGCAGCUGGGCUCGCAGACUCCUCAUCGGGCUGCUGCUCUUCCUCAUCUCAUCCUGGUACCUGGGUGCAUGGCGCAGCUGGAGGCUCCUCAGGGGUCCGGCAGGGCCCGGGGGGGCCGCCGGACAGUGUCUGCUGGCUGAGAUCCACAGGUGGAAGUCGCUGGUGGACCGAGGAGAGGGGAUCUACAGCACGCCUCAGGAGGAGCUUCACACACCUUUAGUAUCUGGUAAUGGACAUAUUCUGAUUGACAUGGACUCUAACAAACUGUGGGUCGCGUCCUCUUCACAGCCCGGAUCAGCUCCGGUCCACCAGACCGAAUUCUCCCCGAGAGUGGGUAUCCAUCUGGAGGGUACCCGGGCCGAGGCUCAGGCCUCCAUGCUUUGGUUCCGGAAAGGAGCUGUGCUGUCGGUCCGCUGUGCCGCCCUGCAGUCAGCCCGGGACUGCAUCACCAUUAGAGAGGAGUUCAUCGCUCACAGAAGCCGGACUAACGUGUAUCUGCAGCGAAUACACAUCAACAACCCGUCAGACAGACCCGCCUCCCUGGACGCCUCCUAUGACAGCCCGCCCUUCGGGAGCAAGUUCUCCACCACUGUGGACAAAGUGGAGGACAGGGAGGUGACGCUGUACUCAGGCAGAGUGCCUGUGGAGAAUAAUCGGAUGGUGCUGGUGGUGGUGGCCACCAAGAAGCUGAACAGCAGGAUCCAGGUCUCUGCUAAAUCAGAGUACACAGAUAACAUCCUGUCAGUGGUGUGGACCUCAGAGCCCAUCGAGUCCUCCAAGCUGGAGGAGACCUUUAGCACUCUGCGAGAUGGAGCCAAAAAGGAGCUGGGGGAGCUGCUGAGGGCCAGCGUGGAUGAGCUGGUGGUAGAUCACCAGCAGGCCUGGAUGGACCUCUUCAUUUCAGGUGUUGAAAUGAGGAAGAUCACCGACUCCCACACACCAUCGAGCCGCACAGUGAACACUACUCUGUACUACAUCCUGUCCUCCUCCACGGCUCCACUGCUGGACCGAAGGCUGAGUGUGGAGGAGCGAACUCGUCUGGAGUCCAGCCUCAACUACGCUGACCACUGCUUCAGCGGCCACGCCACCAUGCACGCUGAGAACCUGUGGCCUGAGCGAGUGAGCAGCACCGCUCAGAUUUUGCAGCUGGUCACUCUGUGGACUCUGACUCUACAGAAGAGAGGUUGUAAAGUACUGGUGGCGGCCGGAGCGCACGGAGCCAUGCAGGGAAUGGUGCUCAGCUUUGGCGGCCUGCAGUUCACAGAGAACCACCUUCAGUUCCAGGCCGAUCCAGACGUACUGCACAACAGCUAUGCUCUGAGAGGGAUCCACUACAACCAGGACCUGAUUAACCUGGCGGUGCUGGUGGACGUGGAGGGGAAACCUUUCCUUCACGUGUCUGUGAAGCAGCAGGAGAAGCCUGUGAAGCUGUACGCCUGCGAGGCCGGCUGCCUCAACGAGCCUGUGGAGCUCACAUCAGAGAUCAAAGGUCACACUUUCCCUGUAAUGGUGACCCAACCCAUCACACCACUGCUCUACAUCUCCACAGACCUGCGCCACCUGCAGGACCUCCGUCACACCCUGCACCUCAAAGCCAUCUUGGCACAUGAGGAACACAUGGCUAACAGGUAUCCAGGCCUGCCCUUCCUCUUCUGGUUCAGCGUGGCCUCGCUCAUUACACUCUUCCACCUUUUCCUCUUCAAGCUGAUAUACAACGAAUACUGUGGCCCCGGUGCUAAGCCCCUCUUCAGGAGCAAGGAGUGAAGUGAAGUGGAGAGUCUGGGAGCAGCUGACAGUCACUCAGCCAUGUUUUUAAAAAAGGAAAUCAAGGUUUAUUACAACCUGGGUUUUAUCUUCUUAUACCUGACUGUUUGUUCCAUCAGUUCUACCAUUGUACAAAUGAAUGAAUGAGAUGUGAGAAUGUGGCAGGAAGACACACAAGCAGUCAGCUAUCAGACAGGAUGUAAACAAGGUUACCAUACUAAUUUGGAUCAUUUGGACGUUCCCAGGUCACAUCUUUGUGUUCCUUUUUUGUUGUUGUGUGUAAUGUGAUCAUAACUCAUAAUUCAUUCAUCCAUAAUUAAUGAGCAGAAUUAGAAAAAUAAUUUUAACUAGUGAUUUUUUAAUCACUAGUUAAGCUGCUUUGCUCUCGAGCAAGGAACAUUCAAAUAUGAUGCACUUUUGACCACACACUAUUAGAAAUGAGUGUGUUUCUACUCAGUGCUAUUAUAUCCAACACAGUUAAAAUGAUCCAUCUUUGUUGUGAGGGCAAUGGUUCUUAAAAUGUGUAUUAUUGUUUUAAAGUAACAAUCAACCAUCAAUUCAAGGCUGCAUUUUCUGAUAACUUUGACAUUUAGGGCAAAAAGCUUGUGUUGUGUGUUAGCAGAGUUAGGAGUCAAGCUUUAUCUGUGUGUGUGUGUGUGUGUGUGUGUGUGUGAGGCUAAGCUUAGCAUAAAGAUGGGACACAGGGGGAAGCUACUGUGUAAAGUCUGUCUUUAGUUCACUUUGAUGGUCAUCUACACUGUGUGCUACAUGUCAUUAGUGGCUGCAGGUCAAUAAAUGACCUCAAUCUGGGCUACAACUUAAUUAUUUUUGUUAUCAAUUAACAUCUUAAGAAUUUUCCGUAUUAAUCUGUUUAGUUGUUUGGUCUAUAAAAAUGUCAAAGUGGUGAAAAAGGUCAAUCAAUGUUUCCCAAAGUCCA
Scomber japonicus (chub mackerel) is the source of this 3009-nucleotide messenger RNA. Its product is annotated as KIAA2013 ortholog. NCBI's taxonomy places the organism in Eukaryota, Metazoa, Chordata, Actinopteri, Scombriformes, Scombridae. The transcript has 3 exons. The coding region runs from base 264 to 2072 and encodes 602 amino acids. The record is from RefSeq and is a predicted model, not a curated record.